UUUACGAGAAGAUCACUCAGCACAUGUGGCUGAAGACCGUUAUUGAGCGUUUGCAGGAGGUGGGCGGCCGAGCGGUGCAGACGCAGGUGGAUCUGGGCUAUAACUUCUUUGUCAACGCGGACGUGCCUGACACCUCCAGGAUCUUCGUAGCGCUCGGCUACGGGUUCUUCGCGGAGCUGACGCUGACGGAGGCGCUGCGCUUCGUGGAGAGGAAAACCAAGUUACUGAUCGAGCUCAGCGAAUCCCUCACCAAGGACUCCGCCAAAAUCAAGGCCAAUAUCCGGAUGGUCUUGGAG
Messenger RNA from Terrapene triunguis (Three-toed box turtle), 296 nucleotides. It is a transcript of the gene UXT, whose product is annotated as ubiquitously expressed prefoldin like chaperone. The record is from RefSeq and is a predicted model, not a curated record. Gene Ontology annotation, molecular function: transcription corepressor activity. Lineage: Eukaryota; Metazoa; Chordata; Testudines; Emydidae. The annotation marks the transcript as partial. The transcript is spliced from 4 exons. Gene Ontology annotation, biological process: negative regulation of transcription by RNA polymerase II.